UGGGGCUGGGCGGAGCCGAGUCAGUGCGUAAGUUGCCGGUGAACCAGUGUCGGGGCAGGAACGUGCCGCAGCAAUAUGGAGUGAAAUUAGAAGGAAAAUAACCAGGGAAGGCCAAAACCGAUAAUGGCUGCAAAUAGCCUUGUGUUGCCCAUAGUACUAUGGGGGCCCAAAGCUCCCACACAUUGCAUUUCAACAUUACUGGUUAUGGAUGAUUUGGCAACCAUUGUUACAGGAUGUCAUGAUGGACAGAUUUGUCUUUGGGAUCUAACUUCAAAAUUGGAGAUCAUUCCUCGGGCCUUGCUGUUUGGCCACACAUCAUCCAUCACUUGCCUUUCUAAAGCUAAUGCCAGCAGUGACAAGCAGUACGUCGUCAGUGCAUCUGAAAGUGGGGAAAUGUGUCUUUGGGAUGUGAAUGAUGGUCGAUGCAUCGAAUUUACUAAACUGGCAUGCACUCAUACUGGCAUUCAGUUCUAUCAGUUCAGUGUUGGAACUCAACGCGAAGGAAGACUGCUAUGCUACGGACAUUAUCCAGAAAUCCUUGUAGUCGAUGCCGUUAGCCUGGAAGUCCUUUAUUCUUUGGUGUCCAAGAUUUCUCCUGACUGGAUUAGUUCAGUGAGCGUUAUACGUUCACUGAGAACGCAAGAGGACACAGUGAUAGCAGUUUCAGUGACUGGGAUUUUGAAGGUGUGGAUUAUUACUGCUGAAAUCAAUCGAAUGCAGGAUACCGAGCCAGUGUUUGAAGAGGAAUCCAAACCCAUUUACUGCCUGAACUGCCAAAGCAUUUCAUUUUGCACGUAUACACAGCGAUGUCUGCUGGUAGUUUGCUCCAAAUAUUGGCGGGUAUUCGAUGCUGGAGACUUUUCUCUGUUAUGCUCGGUAUCCAGUGAUAAUGACCAGUCUUGGACUGGGGGUGAAUUUGUAAAUGCUGACAAGGUUGUUGUUUGGACAGAAGAUGGGAGUAGCUUCACUUACCAGUUACCACCAAGCUGUUUACCAGCCAGUGGAUCCUUCCGCAGUAAUGUUGGCAAAGCCAUUGAGAACUCUAUUCCUCCUUUACUGUUUAAGGUGUUGGACUGGAAAGAUAAAUCCAGUGUCCAUCAACUAGAGUCUAGGUAUUUGGGGGAGGCAGUUGUCCACGUUCCUCAUGAAUGUUACCCUGACCCUAUAAAGGCCUGGGAGCUCUACACACCGCAGCUGUUAUCAUGUGCUCGGCCUUUUGAGGCACCACUUCUCAUCUGUCCACCUGUCACACGGUUCUUUUAUGGUCGUAGAGAACCCUUCCUUAAAUUACUGAUUCAGGGAGAUUCAUCAGGGAGACUCUUAAUAUGGUGUAUUCCUGAAGAGGUAGACUUAAAUCAGAGAGGUAGCGUUCAAGAGUUGAAAGUCACCACUUCUGCAUGCUUACAAGAUACAUUUGAUCAUCUCGUUCCAAGGCCUGCUGGAAUUAUAGACCAGCUGAGCACACUUCCUGGCAGUGAAGAGCCUUUGAAGGUGACAGCUAGCGUGUAUAUUCCCUCUCAUGGGCGCCUGGUAUGUGGACGCGAAGAUGGCAGUAUUAUUAUUGUGCCAGCCACUCAGACUGCUAUUGUCCAGCUACUGCAAGGAGAACACAUGCUGAGACGAGGCUGGCCUCCUCAUCGAACUCUUCGUGGACACCGAAGCAAAGUGACGUGCCUGUUGUAUCCACAUCAAGUCUCAACUCGAUAUGAUCAGCGCUACUUGGUGUCAGGCGGAGUAGAUUUUUCUGUAAUCAUCUGGGAUAUCAAUUCGGGUGAAAUGAAACAUAUCUUCUGUGUCCAUGGUGGAGAGAUCACCCAACUGGUGGUACCACCUGAAAAUUGCAGUUCUCGAGUUCAGUACUGUAUCUGCUCGGUUGCCAGUGAUCACUCGGUGGGUCUUCUCAGUCUUCGAGACAAGAAGUGCAUAAUGCUCGCAUCAAGGCAUUUGUUUCCCAUUCAAGUAAUCAAAUGGAGACCUUCUGAUGAUUAUCUAGUUGUUGGUUGUUCUGAUGGAUCUGUUUAUGUCUGGCAAAUGGAUACCGGUGCAUUGGACCGAUGUGUAAUGGGAAUUACUGCUGUGGAAAUAUUGAAUGCUUGCGAUGAAGCUGUUCCAGCUGUAGUAGAUACUCUCAGUCACCCUGCUGUAAAUUUAAAACAAGCCAUGACUCGUCGGAGCCUUACUGCUUUGAAACACAUGGCACAUCACAAGCUGCAGACACUUGCUACCAAUCUUUUGGCCUCUGAAGCUGCGGAUAAGGGAGCUUUACCAAAGUAUUCCCAUAAUGCCCUAAUGGUUCAAGCCAUGAAGACCAACCUGACAGAUCCUGAUAUCCAUAUAUUAUUCUUUGACGUGGAAGCUCUGAUUAUCCAGUUGCUAACAGAGGAAGCAUCCAGACCCAAUCCCACACUUAUUUCCCCAGAGAGCCUUCAGAAAGCACCAGGCAGCACAGACAAAAGCAGUUCCUUCCUGACUGGCAAGAGAGCAGCUGUCCUGUUCCAACAAGUGAAGGAAACUAUCAAAGAGAAUAUUAAGGAGCAUUUGCUGGAUGAUGAUGAAGAUGAUGAUGAUGAGAUGAGGAGGCAGAAAAGGGAAGAAAGUGACUCAGAAUGCAAGGGCAGCAAAUCAAAGCCACUCACACUGUUACAGUAUAACCUAACAAUGGACACUGCCAAGCUAUUCAUGUCCUGUCUUCAUGCUUGGGGGUUGAAUGAAGGCUUAGAUGAGAUUUGCCUCAUCCGUCUUGGCAUGUUAAAACCUCAUUGUCCUGUAUCUUUUGGUUUGCUGUCAAGAGGAGGACAUAUGUCGCUGAUGCUUCCUGGCUUCAAACAGACUACUUGCAAGUCACUAGAUGGUGCCGUUGAAACAGGGAAAAAGCGAGUUCUGGGAAACAGCGCAUACAAUGUGUCCAGGGCUGUCACAACCCAACACCUGCUUUCUCUCAUUUCUUUAGCCAAUACAUUAAUGAGUAUGACCAAUGCCACCUUCAUCGGAGAGCACAUGAAAAAAUUACCACAAAGACCACAGAAACCAAGCACCCUGGAGAUGACUAAAGGGAAACCUUCCCCUCCAGUGUCUUUCACUGCUGUACAGGGACAGAUCAAACAAGCUGCUGUUGCUGCCCAUGAGGCUGACUGCUCUGGCAAUGUUUUACAUAACUGCCCCUCAGUCAAUGAAGGCUGGAGUCAGCUAGCAGCUAUGCAUUGUGUAAUGCUUCCUGAUCACCUUGGGCAGGACAACUUUAGACCUCCACUUUUGGAGAUGUUGGCCCGACGAUGGCAAGAUCGUUGUUUAGAGGUGAGGGAAGCUGCUCAAGCUUUACUGUUGGCAGAGCUUCGAAGAAUCGAGAAAGAAGGAAGGAAGGAAACAAUAGACACGUGGGCGCCCUACUUGCCACAAUAUGUUGACAACAUUAUGUCGCCUGGUGUGACACCAGAAACCAUGCAAACUAUUAGUGCAAGUCCUGAUUUACAAGGGACAGAUGCCAAAGUUCAGGAAGAAGAAUCUGAUUUAGCUGAUGAUGACAUUACUACAGGCUGCUUGCCAGGUUUUCUUGCCCAGACAAAGAAAUCAUCGUCAUCAUACGAGGAGCGCCGCAAGCAGGCUACAGCUAUUGUCCUUCUUGGUGUCAUUGGAGCAGAAUUUGGUGCUGAGAUUGAACCUCCAAAGCUGCCCACUCGCACUCGGAACACCAAUCAGGUGCCAGAGGGCUUUGGACUGACCAGUGGAGGGAGCAACUAUUCCCUGGCUAGACACACUUGCAAGGCUCUGACAUUCCUCCUGCUGCAGCCUUCUAGCCCUAAGCUUCCAGCACAUAGUACCAUCCGCAGAACUGCCAUUGAUUUGAUUGGGCGUGGUUUUACUGUGUGGGAACCCUACAUGGACGUGUCGGCUGUGCUGAUGGGACUUCUGGAACUCUGUGCUGAUGCUGAGAAACUCCUUUCAAACAUAACAAUGGGACUGCCACUCAGCCCAGCAGCUGACUCCGCCCGCUCAGCACGUCAUGCUCUUUCACUCAUUGCCACAGCCAGACCACCAGCUUUCAUAACUACUAUUGCUCGUGAGGUCCACAGACACACAGCUUUAGCAGCCAAUACACAGUCUCAACCAAAUGUGCAUACUAGCAUCUUGGCUCGCGCAAAGAGUGAAAUUCUGCGGGUGAUUGAGAUACUGAUAGAAAAAAUGCCGACAGAUGUGGUUGACCUUCUUGUUGAGGUUAUGGACAUCAUCAUGUAUUGCCUGGAAGGAUCCUUGGUCAAGAAAAAGGGCCUUCAGGAAUGUUUCCCUUCAGUUUGUCGGUUCUACAUGGUAAGCUACUGUGAGAGGAGUAACAGAAUAGCAGUUGGGGCUCGACAUGGCUCAAUGGCUUUAUACGACAUUCGCACAGGAAAAUGCCAGACUAUUCAUGGCCACAGUGGACCCAUAACUGCAGUGUCCUUUGCUCCUGAUGGAAGGUAUCUAGCCACAUAUUCCAAUGCUGACAGCCACAUUUCCUUCUGGCAGAUGAACACCUCACUACUGGGCAGUAUUGGUAUGCUGAACUCUGCGCCCCAGCUCCGAUGUAUGAAAACGUACCAGGUGCCCCCUGUUCAUCCUGCUUCUCCUGGUUCACAGAAUGCAUUGAAACUAGCACGUCUGAUCUGGACCUCCAACCGCAAUGUCAUCCUUAUGGCACAUGAUGGGAAGGAGCACCGAUUUAUGGUUUGAAGACACCACCUGAAUUACAUGAAACGUACUAAAGAAAUAAAAUUGUGUGUGCUGUUUGCAAAGCUGGUUAAUGUUUACAUUAAGAUAUUAUUGUGUAGAUUUUUUCAUAAAAGUUUAUCAUAAUUUGCAAUGUCAACGUUCUGUGGGUUUUUGAAAACAAAUGAAAUAGCUGCCCAACAGUCAUAACCGAUUGCUUAUUCUUUGUACUCACCAUUGUUAGCUUCAACUCAGUUUUGUUGUGGUUACAAAGCAUUUCUCCUGUCUUGCUAUUGAUUGAAGUCAAAAAAUUGUAAUUGCUUGUAUGAUGCACGUCCCAUGCCCUGCACCAAAAACUGGGCUCUUCUGCAGCUGUCCUAAGAAAACAGUGUAAGAUAGGAAGGACAAAAGUCAUGUUUUGUCACCAACAGCAGUUGGACUGAAGAGGACAGUUUCUAAGAGUCAUCAAAAUGGUGCAGUGGCUUUCAUUUCAAGGGUUUAAACUAAAAUAACACAGGGCUAAUGGAAUAAGAGACCCAAUAUGAAAUGAGUUGGUAAAACGUCAACCCAGCCUCUAGUAAUAAUGGAAGACGGCAUGAUGCUGCCCUAACUAGCACUCAAAAAGAUCUAAUAAAGGCUACUCGGGUAGUGGCAAAGGACUUACAGAUGCUGUACAAUUCAUUUUUCUGAAAUUGGAGAAAAAACAGGAAGCAGUAGUCUGCAUUUAAUAAUAUUAUACCCAAUAUAAACUGUAGGAGUUUUUGUUAAAGAUAUUGGGCAACCAAUGGAAUACUGGUGAAUAGUGGAUGAGACAAUUUGACCUGAUCUCAUGUCUUUUUCUCAAACAAGUCUCUCCUUUUUCAAUUAUCUAGUACCUCAAUUAAGGAACUUAGUUCAUUGAUUUUAAAGUUCCUAAUUUUUGUCUCAACACUGCCAGACCCUGACAACACUUUAAUGAAUUUCCCAUCCAGUUCACAAGUUUUUAUCAUCCUGCUGGCAGUGAAAGUUUUCAGGUUUUAUUUUUGUAUGGUAACAUGAGUAACCAGCAUAAGGUACAGGAUGCAGAAGUAAAUCUCUUCUGCCAUUGAAUUUGAGGCAAUUUCCAGUCGUUUGGUGUGUGUAUCAUAUGAAAUGUAAAACCCCCAACAGAUGCUCUGUUCAAUGAACAGUUGAAUCCUCUUCAGUUCUACAAAGAUCAUUAUGACCAUUUUAACAUCAGUUACAGGCAGAAAACAUUUACAGUAGCUUUCAAAAACUAAAAACUGGGAACACUUUAGCUUGCUUUCUUGCAUUUUUAUUUUACAUUAAAUUAAAUUCAGUAUGGUGAAACUUUACAGCUGCACACAAUUCCCGUCGUAUAUGCCUAACUCUUGCAUAUGAGGAACCGAUAUAAAGGGUAGAUUAUGCCUUAAUGAAUUUAUUGGUUUGGACAAGUUUGCAUGUCACUGAUACAUUGAAUACUUAUUGUUGGAAAUCCUAUUGGAUGCCUUGGAAAGGUGUUGCAGAGAUCUUUUGUGCAAUGCAUUUUGUGUGAAGAAGUCAUAGCAUUCCAGCUUCUUGAAAUAUUUAGCCUGUUUACCAGUUCAAAAAGAAAUCAUUAGUAGAUUCGUACUCUUGCUAGCAGCACAGUUAAUCACCCUUACAUAUUUUUAAAAUCCUGUUAAGGCAAGUAUGUCAACAGGAUUUUUCCCCCAGUUAAAUCUAUCUAUAUUACUGAAUCACCUGCACAGGUGCAACAAAAUCCUGAUUAAUGAAUAUCUGAACAUAAGCAAUCGGCACAUUUAGCUGUUUGGAAGGGGUUCAUGCAAGGCUGCUAUUGUGUCCUAGUAUAUAACAGUGACUUUUCUUAUAUCUGACCUACUUCAAAUAUACAGUGCUGAGAAGAAUGCUUCCGAAUGCUGUAUUUGCUAAUAAAGUAUCUAAAAUACUUCCAAAUUUAGUUCAAAUAUAUAGUUUGUUAAAUUUAGGAAAAAUUACCGCUAAAGCCAGAAUGAUAAAAAUGCAAAACCUUGUCCUUUGCAGAGGUCAUGUGAUAUUGAAGAUGCCUGUGAUUUGAACUAGAUGUCAUAAAGACUACGGUUUGGGCAAAACUGUCACUUGUCUAUUCACUUAACAGGAAUUUAUGACUGAAAGGAUUAUUAAAUAACUGAAUACAUUGAGUGGAUGCAUAACUCUUCUGUGCUAAUAAAAGCCUUUUAUUUGUCACAAAUUCAUUCGAGGGCAAAAGGCUAAGUUAAUUUUUUAAUGAAGGAGAAAAUUACCUUUAUUAGUUCCAGGCAAAAUGUUCAGUAUUUCUUCCAAGUAACUACCCCCUCUUAAGUUUCUUCUGACAGAUGGUUCUUUUUCGUAGCGAUUUAAUAUUUAUACUUCAUGGCUUUAAAUGUGUGUUGAGAAGCUUUUGUCAUAUUGGGCGUUGUGGGUUUCACUGUUCUACUCAUGUACAAAAUUAAUUUGCAAGUAUCUUUGAUUACCAGAUCCAAAAUCGCACCAUUUUACAGACCAAAAGGAAGGUUAUUCUUUCCUGUCUGCCUUUUAUCAUAUCAAUGGUAUUUGUUACUUUUUUAAAGAAAUUAUCUAAUUCAUUUUUUUAAAAUUACAGUGACAACUGCUCCCACCAUAAUUGCUCAGAACAGCCUAUAUCCUAAAGAUCUUUUGAAAAUAAAAAAAAUUCUGUCAAUCUUCCAUUUUUUUUGGUGGCUCUCUUUAAUUUAUAAUUAGUUUAUUAGUUCAGUGGUCAGUUGAAAUUUUUUUAAUUCAACAUCUCAAAAUCCUUCAUAAUUUGAAAGGAGCCUCAUUUCAUUGUUAUGAUUAAAGUCUCACAUCAUCUCCUUAAUGAUUUGCCUUACCCUAUGCCUCUGCACCCUAAACAGGAUAUAAUAUUCAGAAAGGUAAUUUGAAAAUUAUUAGUGUCGUUUUUAACUUUAUGUCUCUUGUUAUAAAAUUAAACACCCUGUAUGCACUUUAGAACCUUUAUCAACAUAUACUCCCACCAAUGUGUUUCACAAGUUAACAAAAUACAAAUGGAAAAGACAUGCAUUUAAAUGAGGUGAGAUUUAUGGCUCAGGCUGAAGUGGUCAAUAGUGUUUACCUGCUUGUUUUGAAUCUAUUAUUUUUGGUUUGAAAUCAUCUCUAUUUUGAGUUAACAGCUUGUUUCUUUCCAAACUUAUACUAAGUUUUCAAAUAUACAGGUACACCAAAAAGCCUUUUAUUUACUGCAGGAUUAUUCACCAUCCAUUACAAAGUUCUUUAAUUCAAAUCCUAAUAGGAAUAACAAUAAGCUAUCAAGGCCAUUUCCUGUUUUGGUGAUACUUAUUUUUAGGUGUUUGAUAGAAAAUGGGAAUGGUUGUCAUAUUAUUCUAAGUUGAGUAACAAUGCAAAAUCUCUUUUUCCAUCAUAUCACACCCAGACAGCAUGUAAAGUGUUAAAUAUGUUUAUCUUAGUUUAAACAGAAAGUGCUGGAGAAACUCAAUAGGUCUGGUAGCAUCUGUUCUGAGAGAAACAGAGUUAACAAAUAACAUUUAAUAUCCAAUAGAGUCCAAUAACAUUUCUUCAGAGCAGUUCCAUUGGUUGACUUUUAUGUCCCUGGAUUAAGAAGCAGGAAUCGGCUACAUUUCCCAUUUGAUUGUUAUCUGUAGGCCUUUGCUGAAUCAGGUGAAGAUAUAUAAUUUGUCUUGGCUAAAAUGCCACUAUGUAAAUAGCUGCUGAUGUUAACUCUCCAAGCCAUCUUGUACAGAAUGACUUCUAAAACAAGGAUUACUAAUGCCGUGAGAGCAGAACGCAGUAAGAUCAGAUAUCUUCAAGAAAGGAGAAUAGAAGAGAGGAGUACAGCAGCACAAGAUGGAAAAAUAUCCCUGAAAGAAAAACAAACAACUUUUGAAGCUCCACACAAGCGGGAGGAAUAACACCUCGUUUUCUGCUUGGGGACCCUGCAGCCUUCAAUAUCGAGUUCAAUAAUUUUAGGGCCUGAACUCUCCCAUGACUAGCCCCCAAGCCCACACACCAAGCCUUGUUAUCACGUAGUCUGCCAAUAUACACAGCCCGUUGUUAGCCGCUAACAGUCCCCAUUUACAUCCUCCCAGCCAAAUCAGUAUCCACUCCUUUGUCUAUCCAACUCUUCUUCUCUCUCUUUGCGCUCUACCCUCACCUACCAUUUAUUCCUUAACCCCUCUCCUCACCCUAUCUUCUGCAUAUAAACCAACAGUUUCUAGUAACGAUCUGCAGAAGGGUAACCAGACCUGAAACACUAGCUCUUGAUUUCUUUUCAUAGCUACUGUCAGACAUGCUGAGCUUUUCCAGCAAUUUCUAUUUGAACUUCAGGCUACCACAUGUUCAAGUUCCAUGGAUAAAUUGAUAGAUGUAAACUAUUGAGUGCAUACUAUUUCAGAGUAAUCAGGACAAUCGUUUUUUUUUUAAGAAUAUUAUAUGUUCUUACUUGCUUUGUGUUUUUCAGAUACUACAAUUUUCUCUGAAUGUUGGCAAGCUGCUGCUAAAAUAAAUGUUCUUAAAAUUACAAAUGACAAACAACAACUCAUUCACAUUGCACCUUGAAAGUAAUAAAGCUAUGGUGCUUGACAGGCUUCACAGAUUUUUUUUGAGAAAGUGAUGAAGAUGAUGGAUGAGGGUAGGGCAGUGGAUGUUAUCUACAUGGAUUUCAGUAAGGCCUUUGAGAAGGUUCCUCAUGGCAGGCUGAUGCAGAAGGUAAAGCUACACAAGGUCAGAAGUGAGCUUGCAAGAUAGAUUAAAAAAAACUGUCUCGGUCAUAGAAGACAGAGGGUGGCAGUGGAAGAAUACAUUUCUGAAUGGAGGGCUAUAAAUAGUGGCGUUCCUCAGGAAUCAGUGUUGGGACCUUUGCUGUUUGUAAUAUACAUAUAAAUGAUUUGGAGAAGACUGUAACUGGUCUGAUUAGUAAGUUUGCCGAUGACACAAAGGUUGGUGAAAUUGCGGAUAGCGAUGAGGAGCAUUAAAGCAUACAGCUGGUUAUAGAUCAGUUGGUUACUUGGGCAGAGAGAUGGCAGAUGGAGUUUAAUCCAGAAGAUGUGAGGUCAUGCAUUUUGGAAGUUUAAUCUAGAUGGAAAAUAUACAAUAAAUGGCAGAACCCUAAAGAGUACUGAUAGACAUAGGGAUCUGGGUGUACAGGUACACAGGUCUCUGAAAGUGGCAAUGCAGAUGUAGAAGGUAGUCAACAAGUCAGCCGGGACAUUGAGUUUUAAAAUUGGCAAGUAAUGUUGCAGCUUUAUAGAACCUUAUUUAGGCCGCAUUUGGAAUAUUGUGUUCAAUUCCGGUUGCCACAUUACCAGAAGGAUAUGGUGGCUUUGGAGACUGUAUAGAAAGGAUUUACCAGGAUGUUGCCUGGUAUGGAGGGCAUUUGCUAUGAGGAAAGGUUGGAGAAACUUAGGCUGUUCUGACUGGAACAAUGGAGUUUGAGGGGCAACCUGAUAGAGGUCUACAAAAUUGUGAAGGGCAUGGACAAAAUGGACAGUCAGAAGCUUUUUCCUAAGUGGAAGAUCAGGGGCCAUGAGUUCAAGGUGCGAGGGCCAAGGUUUAAAGGUGCUAUAUGAGGCUGGUUUUUUACACAAAGGGUGGUGGGUGCCUGAGGGAGGCAGUGAAAGCAGAUACUAUAGUGACGUUUAAUGGGCGUCUCGACAAAUACAUGACUAGGAUAGGAAUAGAGGGAUACGGUCCCUGGAAGGGUAGGGAUUUUUGUUGUGAUGGGCAGCAUGUUGGUGCAGGCUUGGAGGGCCUGUUCCUGUGCUGUAAUUUUCUUUGCAGGCACAUUAGAAGACAGAGGAUGACACCAAGCCCCUUAUGCAGAUGUCAGUUUAGAUGGCCACAUUUAGAGUAAAGAGCUGGAUUUUAAACAGUGUCUUAAGGAAGGUAAGAGGCAGAAAGGUGUAAGAAGGAAAUUUCAGAGCACCGGGUCUAGGCCACUGGAAAGUACUGUCACCAGUGUAGAAGCAAAUAAAAUUGGGGCCAGAAUUGGAUGCACACAGAUAUUUCAGAGAGUUAUAGACUUGAGAGGGGUGAGGCCUGGCCCCAGACGCAUUGUCAAAAUCAGGAUGAGAAUUUUAAAAUCAAGGCAACAAUAAGUAGAUGUUAGUCGACAAACAGAAUUACAUGCUUCACAAGACUUUGUGCAAGUUAAUACAUGAGCUGCAGAGUAUUGGAUGAUCUCAAGUUCUCAGAAAAUAAAAUGUGGGAGACCAGCCAAGACUGAAUUGAAAUAGUGCAUUCUAGUGUCGAGGUAACAAAGGAGUUUCAGCAGUCAGUGAGCUGACACAAUGUUGAAACCUGGUGAUGUUACAGAAGUGGUUAUUUUGAGAUUGAGUACAAUAUCAAGAUUAUGACCAGGCUGUUACAGUCCAAGUUUGUGACCAGGAAAAGGGGGACAGUCUAUAACUAGGGAGUGGAACAGGAAUCAAAACAAUGCCAUCUGUCUUUACAAUAUUUAAUGUGCAAUAAAUUUCUUCCAUUUGAUUCUGGAUGUUAUCUCAUAAAUCUAUUGCUUAUUCAAGAAUGGAGCCAGGUCGACAACAGUGGAAAGGUGUUGGAGGAUGAAUGUGUGAUCAACUGGCAAAGGCUCCAGAGUGGUCAAGUAGAAUGGGGGGAGGAGGGAGGUAGUUGAAUAGUUGGGGCAAUGGAAUUGAUUAACAGAGUACCUUUGGCAUAGAUGUGUGCAACUAAUGACCUGUCUUCCUUAGCAAAAGGUAUAUGCAGCAUUUUGUAGUUACGUUGGUGCUGAGAUAAGUUCAUGCAUUUAUGCAAUGCUGAAAAGGCCCUUCAGUCCCUCAAGUCUGCACCAACAUAACUGCCUUUAAAGGUAAACAAAUCCCAGUUUCCUGCACUUGUCCCAUAUGCUUGAAUAUUAUGAUAUUUGAAGUAUUCAUCCAAAUAUUUUUUAAAGAUUGUAAAGUUUGCAGCCUCCACUACCUUCCCAGACAGUGUAUUCCAGAUUCCCACCACCCACUAAAUUAAAAAGUCUUUUUUCCAAAUCCCCUCUGAAUCUCUUGCCCCUUACCCUAAAACUAUGGCUCCUCGUGAUUGACCCCUCAACAAAGCUGAACAGUUGUUCCCGAUUCACCCUGUUUAUAUUCUGCAUGAACUUAUAAACCUCAAUUAUAUUCUCCCUCAAUCUUCUUUGCUGGAAGGAAAAAGAACUCCAAGCCUAUCUAGUCUUUCCUUUAUAGCUCAAUUUCUCCAUCUCAGGUGACAUCAUGGUGAACUUCCUCUGUACCCCCUCUCAUGCUAACACAUCCUUCUUGUAAGGAGGUGACCAGAACUGCACACAGUACUCCAGCUGUGGCCUGACCAACACACUGUAUAACUUCAACAUUCCCUCUUUUCUCUUGUACUCUAUGCCAUGACUGAUGAAAGCAGAUGUCCCAUAUGUCUUCUUAAGUAUUCUAUUCACAUGCUUUGCUGACUUCAAAGAUCUGUGAAUAAUUACCCCAACAUCCCUCGAAUCCUCUAAGCGACCCAGUGUCGUGCCAUUCAUUAAAUACUCCCUCAUGUUGUUUCUUCUUUCAAAGAGCUUCACCUCACAUUUAUCAGGGUUAAAUAUCAUCCACCACUGGUCUGUCCAUCUGACCCACCCAUCUAUUUCUUCCUGUAACACAAUUCACAAUUAACCACUCUACCGAUCUUCGUGUCAUCUGCAAAUAUGCUUAACAUACCCCCACAUUUUCAUCUACAUCAUUCAUAUGUAACAAACAGAAAGGUUUCCAGUACUGAUUCUUGUGGUACAAUGCUGGACAUUGGCCUCCAGUCACUCAAACAGCCUUCUACCACUACCCUAUGUGACCUAUUUCUAAGCCAGAUUCUGAUCCAUCUUGCCAAGUUUCCCUCAAUUCCAUGUGCUUUAACCUUCUCAGUCUCCCAUCUGGGAUCUUAUCAAAAGUUUUGUGAAAAUCCAUAUAAACUACAUCAACUGAACUUCCCUCUUUCACAUACUUGAUCACAUUUUCAAAAAAUUCUAACGGAUUUGUUAGGCAUGACCUCUCUCUGUCAAAGCCAUGCUGACUAUCUCUAAUUAAUCCUUCCUUUUCCAAGUGGGAAUUAACUCAGUCCUUCCAAAUUUUCUCCAAUUGUUUCCCUACCACUGACAGGAGACUCACUGGUCUGUAAUUUCCUUGGUCAUCUCUACUGCCCCUCUUAAAAAGUGUAACGACAUUACCCGACCUCCAGUCCUCUGGCUCUUUGCCUGUGGUUAAAGAGGAAUUAAAAAUUUGUGUCACAGCCCCUGCAGUUUUCUGUGUCACCUUCCACAGCAGCCUAGGAUGCAAUUCAUCUGGGCCAGGUAAUUUCUGUUUUUAAGCCCAAUACAGCCUCCAAUACCUCACCAUGUCAAACUGCAAAUUCCUCACAGUCCCUUUUCCUGAAUUCCAUAUCUAUGUUCUCCUUUUCCAGAGUGAAAACCAAACAGAAGUAUUCAUUCAACACCCUUCCAUUAUCCUGCAACAGGUUACCCUCUUUCUCUCUAAUAGGCCCUACUUUUUCCCUGGUUAACACUUCCCUGAAAUGACUGGACUGCAGAUGACAAAUUGAAACUAUGACAGUCCUUUUAACAGUUGAUAUCUUUUGACAAAUGUGGCAGUACUAUCCAGACAUCUAAUUGUCAAUAGUUCUUAUUGGUAAGCAACACUUGUCUUUGCUGAUGAAACUACAGCAUUAUACCUGUACAUACUGAGCAUAGGGAGCACUAAAUUUUUCUGACUGUUGUCAACCUGUGUCAUGGUCUCUAGACUUAGUAAAUUAUGGUUGUAGUAAAUGAGAUACACCCUAUGGGAAAGCUUGUAUUCUCCAUGUUAGAAAUUAUACAUGUAUGAAUUGUAUGCAUUGUUUGCAGACUCUAGACCAUGUUGCUUCCUUCGUGCAUGUGAAAUACCCUAUUGACUUAAAAAUAAGUCCGUCAAGUAGGAAAAACAUUGAAACCAAAACUGGUACAAAUUUAUUCUGAGUGUCUUUUUAACCCUAGGUUGUGCAAUGUGGUCUACAUACGAAGAUAUUACUUUGCUCUUGAACUAAUUUUUUUUUAACCAAAAAACUUGCAUUUUUCAACUAACAUAUCUAAUUGAGUCAAUUCCAGAAAAAAUGAUGAGGCAAAUCUACUCAUAUAUUGCCUUUUUAUGAUAUUAAUACUUGUAUUCAGCCAGGUUUUCUUUAUGUUUACAUUAAUGAUAUUUUAGAAAUUUAAAAAAUGGCAACUUGAGCCAUUAGUUUCAUAAUGGUCCAGAAAUAAUGAGGCUAGUUCAAAAGGAGGAGACAACACAGUGUGGAGCUGGAGGAACACAGGCCAGGCAGCAUGCCAGAGUCUCCGACUCCAGUAUCUGCAGUUCUUGCUAUCGCUAAGUAGCUUAAAAGUUGACUGUUUAAUAGAGGUAAAGACCACAAAAGGGGACAUUGCUUAAAAAGAGUCAAAAAUUAAUUUUAACUUGCUGUUUAAAAAUGUGUUUGUGAGAAGACCUGAAAUUCUGUUCUAAAGUUUUUGAGUUUGUUUGUAAACUGAUAAUUUUAAAUUGUGGAAACAUUGUGCAUUUGGUGUUGCUUUGAUAUCAGAAUAAUCGCAUUAUAGAAUGUUCUGUUAUCCUCAGCAAAAUUGCUGAGGUACAGGGACUGUCUUGGACAAUUUGUAGUGAAUGAAUGUUUCUGUAGUAAUUUAUAUCUGUGUGCAACUGUAGUUCUGUAAUUUGCGAUCUGGGAUCAGUGGAUCUGUUUCUUUGUCUCCAUUCAUCCAGGUGUUAAUCAAGUGAGCCAUAUCCACAUACAAAGUUAAUUGAUGCCCAAACCUGAAAGAUCCCAAUUAAUCUUAAUUCAAACUAAGACGAGAAAAUUUGAUUCUCCUAAAACAAAAGUAGUUGUUUGUGUUUCAAACUGGUGGCUUCUUCAGCUUUUGCUGCUAUUCAGUCAAUCAGUAUCUCCUGAUGAUGCGGAAAUGAUGUUUCAUCAAUUCAGCAGUUAAAAUUUAGGGUAAUCUGAACUGGAUUGACUUCCCCUACCCCACAGUAUAUUCUGUCAUCCAUUAUUCACCCUUUUCCUGUAAAUUUGUGAAGAAUCUCCUUCAGUAUUGAUAUGCAGCUUCUCCCACAUUACCAUUGUGGGUAAUCUGAUCAGUGUUACUGAACUUGCUUUUAUUUGAAAAUGUCUUGAGUGGAAAAUAAUAGGUAGCUUUUCCAAACAAUUGAGGCUAGUGCUGUUUUUUUUCUUCAGAGUUAUAGCCUGGCUAGUAAUGUGCACCAUUUCCUUUUAACUGUCCAAAGCUCCAGAAUAGUAGGGAUUUUUAAAUAAAAAGUUUUUAUAUUCACGGAGGAUUCACGUUUUUGAUUAUAAUUAUCUCUUAAAAUUAACAUGAUUACAGCAGUCAGUCUGUUUUAGAUUUCACAAAAAUAAGAGAAAACUCUGUUAUCUAUUGUGCUCCCCUCAAAGUGCUUUCCUCUUCUUUCUAUUCCUUUCCUUUGUCCUUUUUUUAAAACUAAUAUACAAACCACCUUUUGAAAGCUAUCUUGCAUUCUACUCCCAAAACUAUUGUGCAUAGAGUAUCCAUGUUCUAACAACCCUCUAUAUUACUGAAAAAAAAUUCCCAACUUCUCCCUUCACACUCUUGUGAGGACCUUAAAUGUAUUCUCUGUAUAUUGUGACAUAAAAAUUAUGAGGGAAAUAAAGAAAGUUAUUCAGAAUCUGCAGCUAGCAAGUUACACAUCCAACAACAGUGACAUAACUGGGUUAUACGCAGCUAAAAGCUUAGCUUCUCCAAAAUAUUGAUGGUAAGUCAGAAUCUAUAAACCACAUCCAAAUUGAAUCUAGAAAUUGUGUUGGAAAGUUGGUAACAGCAAAGGGAGUAAUAGAAGGUUAGACCAGGCUAUGUUAGACAUACUUACAAAAAGUGGUUAGGUUGCAAAGUUGAAGAUGUGGCCAAUGAGUUUAACUCCAGGAAAUAAGACAGCAAAAUUGUUUACUCAAGCAUGUGAAAAGGUGCAUUCUCACUACUUUGAUCAUAUUUUAAUUGGAACUUAUUCUUCUCCCACCCAUCAAUAUUGAAUUCUGUCCUUGAGACAAGAUUGACACAAAUUGAAUUUUGAGAUAACACUCUUUAUUUAACCUCUGAGGUAAACAUGAAGAAAAGGUUGAUUUUUACAUUCUCUUGCUUUUCACGCUUGCACACAGAGAUACAAAUUCUCCCUUUAUCUUUGAUGUGCACAUGCUGCAAAAUGUAUAUGUUGCAUUCAUAUUUAUCAAGCAUUGUAUUUAGAUUGGUCAUUUGUGGAUAUGAUAUAGUAUUAACUGUCAGUGACUUUUCUCCUUAUCUGGUAGUAAAACCAAGUCACCAAUACUUGCAAAACCUAUUUAAUUCCAUUGUCUAAUUAAAUAACUGUAAAUGCUGUUUGUACUGUAAAUUUAUUUUCUUUGCAGUUUUUCUGAAUGUGUCACAUUUGGUUUUCAUAGUUCGAUAUCCAAAUGUUUAAUUAAAAGCAGAAUUUCUAGUUCAAGUUACCGAUUUUUCUAACAUAUCAACUGGAAUGAUUCAGAGAACAUUGUUUUGAAAUUGAAACUUAUGAUGGAGGUAGUUAAAGAAUAGAACAUUUGCCUUUUUUUUAAGAAAGUGCUAAAUGAUUUUUACUGAUAGGGUAAUUCCUGUUAACCAACAUUUCCAGCUCCCUCAGGCAGCCGAGUGUGUGAAUAUAGUGUCCACUAUGAUACUGAGCCAUGUAGACUAUUUUUCUUUAUUCAUUCACAGGGUGAGGGCAUCGCUGGCUAGGCAGCAUUUAUUGCCCAACCCUAAUUGCCCAGAGAACAGUUCAGAGUCAACCACAUCUGAAGUCACACAUAGGCCAGACCAGGUAAGGAUGACAGUUUCCUUCCCUAAUGGACAUUACUGAACCAGAUGGGUUUUUCUGACAGUUGGCAAUGGAUUCAUGGUCAUCAUUAGACUCUAAGUCCAGAUAUUUAUUGAAUUCAAAUUCCACUGUCUGCCCCGGUAGGAUUCAAACCUGGGUCCUCAGAACAUUAUCUAGGUCUGCAGGGUUAACAGUCCAGUGAUAAUACCACUUGGCCAUCACCUCAGAAGAUUCCCAGUUAACCUUCAGUUAACGCAUGUCCCCCUGGGUGAAGUAUGAGCACCAGCAGUAAAGAAAGUACUUGUGUUGAAAUGCCCACACAUUUCAUGAUCACAGGACAAUCACAGUGGAUCACAGCCAAUAUAGUUAUUUAUUAGAAUUAAAGUAAAAUACAGUAGAUGCUGGAAAUAUGAAACAAACACUGAAUGAUGGAGAAACUCAGCAAUAAAUUAAACACAGAAGAGACCCAUCGUCAGAACUGAAGAUAGGUGGGAAAGGGUGGUAUUUAUGAAGAUGAUACGGUUUGGGGAUGGUGGCAAUGAAUCGAGUGCAUGAAGUCAGAACCCAGACAGAGUUAAAGACCUGAGUUAAAGACCUGAGUUAAAGACCUGAGUUAAAG
Molecule: messenger RNA, 17127 nt
Organism: Stegostoma tigrinum
Lineage: Eukaryota; Metazoa; Chordata; Chondrichthyes; Orectolobiformes; Stegostomatidae
Product: WD repeat-containing protein 7
Exons: 29
Coding region: 124-4704 (1526 amino acids)
Cellular component (GO): cytoplasm
Molecular function (GO): protein binding
Source: RefSeq, a predicted model, not a curated record